UCUAAUAGAAUUUUGCAACACUACUAUGUGGACAACAGAAAACAUCGAAGAAUUUAAGAAAAUCGGGAAUAAUUUAAUCUAGGAUCAUAAAUACCCUAUAAUAUUAGCAAAUUUAUCCUAUGAAGUCUCACAUCUGACAAUCAAAAUUCAAAACACGCCAACAUGUUCCUCUCCAUCGCCCCGCCUUUAAUGGAUUUCGAAGACGAAUUGCUAUGGAUAAAUCAGUCAAAUAGCGAAAAACUGGAAAUACUAUACGACAAAUCGAACUAUGUGACGCCCAAUACAAAACACUUAAUUGAGCAGGCUUUCCUCCAACCUCUGAGUCUGCAGGAUCAGCAAAUUCUAUUCGACGACUUGCUUAAACAGAACACGGACAUUGCUCACCAAUAUGGAUUGACUCCUGCCAAACUACCUCUUCUGGUGGAAAACAAUCCAUUGAUUUCCAUUGAAAUUCUUCUAAGACUGAUGAUGACAUCCGACAUAACAGAGUAUUUCAACAUACUGGUUAAUAUGGACAUAACGUUGCACUCAAUGGAGGUGGUUAACCGUCUUACUACCUCAGGUCCUUUGCCCACGGAGUUCAUCCAUUUGUACAUUAGCAAUUGCAUCUCGACCUGUGAAACUGUGAAGGAUAAAUACAUGCAAUCUCGGCUGGUUCGACUCGUUUGUGUGUUUCUUCAAUCUCUUAUUCGAAAUAAGAUUGUUAAUGUCAAGGAGCUUUUCAUUGAAAUCGAAGCGUUUUGCGUGGGAUUUAGCAAAAUUAAAGAAGCCGCCGCCCUAUACCGUCUCAUUAAGCACUUGGAAACCGGAGAAAGUGCUUUGUCUUCGAACUCGUUAGCAAAGUAACAAAGUCCUUGUUUCGUUUUAAAAUACUAUAAACUGUUUGAUUACAUCCAAAUAUAGACCAUUUCGCCAUUCGUAAAGAAAAAACACCCAUUGGUUACAAGUAAAAACAAA
Messenger RNA from Drosophila bipectinata, 957 nucleotides. RefSeq names its product CCR4-NOT transcription complex subunit 11 (gene Not11). Lineage: Eukaryota; Metazoa; Arthropoda; Insecta; Diptera; Drosophilidae. The record is from RefSeq and is a predicted model, not a curated record. Gene Ontology annotation, cellular component: CCR4-NOT complex.